AUGGAAGAGAUCGACGGUUUCGUCUGGGUCGAUGCGCCGCCGAGAAGCCAUUGCUGGAAUGAAACCAAUAAAAACCCCGACAACGAUGGCCUAACCUGCAGGAUCUCCGCCAUCGAGGAAGCGUUGAAGCCAUUGAAAGCAAGUCUAUGGUCCUUGAACAAGUAUAUCCACGAGCACCCUGAGUUGGGCUACGAAGAGCACAAGACACACGAUGCGUUGACUGCUUUCAUGCAGCGCCAAAAAGGCUGGCAGGUCACUAGGUCAGCCUUUGGCAUCGAGACUGCUUGGACUGCUGUUUAUAGUUCUCAAAGUCCAGGGCCAGUCGUUGCCUUCAAUGCUGAGAUGGAUGCCUUGCCAGGCCUUGGUCAUGCAUGCGGUCACAACCUCAUAGCCAUAGCGUCUGUUGCUGCCGGUCUGGCAACCGCUGAAGUUAUGCGCGGGUUUCAUCUUCCAGGAAAGGUCGUGAUCAUAGGGACACCCGCGGAGGAAGGUGGAGGCGGCAAGAUAAAGCUUCUCAAAGCAGGCGCCUAUGCAGGCGUCGAUGUCUCCCUCAUAUCUCACCCCAGCAUCGUCAAUAACAGCCCAAUGGUCAGGACUACGGCGUUUUCCAAGGUAGAAGUGGAGUAUCACGGGCGUUCAGCUCAUGCUGCCAACAGCCCUUGGCUCGGCAUCAACGCCUUGGACGCACUAAUCGUCGCCUACAACUCCAUCUCGGUCCUCCGACAGCAGACACAGCCUGGAGAUGUCAUAGGGCUGCAGAUCACCAACGGCGGCAACGCGCCAAAUGUCAUUCAUGCUUUUUCUGCAGGCAAGGUAGUUCUCAGAGCCACCAGCGCCUCCAGGCUACAAGACUUGCAGCGUAAAGUCGAGGCUUGUUUCCGCGCGGGAGCCGAGGCCACGGGUGCAAGAUUGGAGAUCAAGAAAACUCCAGGAUACAAGGACCAUGUGCCGAACCGUGUCAUGGCAGCAUCCUACACUAAAUACUGGGAGGCGUUGCCGGAUAUGCCAGGGCCGCGCAUACCCCCAGACGGCCAGCUCACUUUUGUCAAGGCGAGUACUGAUCAAGGAGACAUCAGUUAUUCUAUGCCGAGCCUGAAUGCUAGCUUUGCAAUUCCCCCCGGACCCAAAGGAGGCCCUCCGCACAGUCCAGAUUUCGAAAAAGCAUCAUCUACAGAGGCAGCUUUUGACAGAGCCAUGAGAGUUGGGAAGGCCAUGGCAGGCACUGCAGUUGACUUGUUUGCCGACCCUGAGUUGUUGGACAAAGUCAGGGCCCAAUGGAGGCGUGACAUGGCAGCUGCGAGCUGA
Messenger RNA from Pyricularia pennisetigena, 1305 nucleotides. RefSeq lists its product as uncharacterized. Gene Ontology annotation, molecular function: dipeptidase activity. The record is from RefSeq and is a predicted model, not a curated record. Bases 1 to 1305 code for a protein of 434 amino acids. NCBI's taxonomy places the organism in Eukaryota, Fungi, Ascomycota, Sordariomycetes, Magnaporthales, Pyriculariaceae. The transcript has 2 exons.